AUGGCUCUUUCUGCACAACGUCAAGGCGGCCCCAGCUUUGAUGCUCUGCCGGCUGAGCUGAAACAAGAAGUCUUCAGCUAUUUCAACCGGGACAAGCGCUCUCUAUUCGCUGUCAUUCAAGUGAACAAAGCUUGGUAUCAUGGCUGCAUCGGCACGUUGUGGCACAGUUCUACACAGAAAAGGUUAGGAUCUGUAACACCGGAAAGACGUCAACACUACGCCAACAUGAUCUAUCGCUGGGACCUGAACGGGUGGAAAUACUCUUCGAAGUGUUUUGAUGGGCUCGAGUUCCCGAUGCUCAAAGAUCUCUCAUUCGAGGGCGGUGUUCUCUCGAAUGUGCAGCUUCGUCGCUGCAUGCAAGUAGGACUGCAUACUCUACGGGUGAUAAACUAUCAACUCGACGCGACAAUUCUAGAACUGGCAGCAAAGUAUUGUACGCAGCUCCGAGCGUUUUCUGUUACGGCCGUUGCUCCUGACAGCACAACGUCUGAUCAAUUCAUGGUCUUGCUAAAGAGUUUUCCAGCUCUGCGCAGCCUUCGUCUACACCUCGUCGCAGGUAGUAUCAUGAACAGAGUGUUCGAAUGGGGAGGGGAUGAUAUUUGCCAACUUGAGGAGUUAUCCUGGACUCAGAACUGGGAAUCUCAAAUGGACUUUGCGCUUCGGAACGAAUUCCUCAAGCGCUGCACCCGCUUGCGGAAAAUCUGUUUAGAAUUGAGAGGCACGCUUGUUACACACGCACUCAUCAUACUGUCGAGUCUUCCUCUGCUCGAAGUUCUUCACAUAGACGCAUGGUUGUCAGACGACCAGUUCCAACAACGAUUUGUCAGCGGAAACCCAGUUGCGCACCCAUUUCCCAUCAUCAAAGAUUUGUCGGUGUGCGGCAAUGUGUCGACAAUCAAACCCCUUCUAUCCAGCUUACCACAAACUCUCAUCACUUUGAAUCUCGGCAUUGAAGAUAAUUCGGACAGUAUCUUGCCAACCAUCAGCCGAUUGUCGAAUCUUGUGCGCUUGAAACUCGAGUUCGAGAGCGACAGAAGAUUAUCUCCCAUUGACUUGGGCUAUAUCUCGCAAUUGUCAAAGCUACGGAAGUGUCAUAUCGAAUGGGAAAGUCUGUUGCCCAGGCCUCGUGGACCGAAUUCUCCAAGCGACUGUCCAUGGCUCACCGAUGAAUAUUUCAAAGGCUGGAUCUCAAAGCUUCCACUGCUUCAGGAUCUUUUCUUGGGGCUCGAUGGUGCCACUGUAACACAAAUCUCUUUGCAGUACCUCGCUGAUAGCUGCCCAUCGUUGUCGCGCUGUUGCCUCCUGUGGGAACAUGAUCUGAACACUUGGACGAACCUCAAGGCACCGCUGUUUCCUAACUUAAACAUUCUACUCCUCGGAGGAGUCAGAGACCAUGGGCAACAAGAAAGUAAAGAAUCGCUCGAUGAGAAUGGUUCAAGGGAUAUGAAGGUAAUCCGGAGCCUGGCUCCCAACUUGGAAGAGUUUCUUAUCGGCCAAUGUGGAUCCGCUGAACAGCUUCCGCACGAGAGAGCCUUGGUGGCUGCCUUUAAGGCGGGCAAUUAA
This is a messenger RNA of Aureobasidium namibiae CBS 147.97, 1563 nucleotides long. RefSeq lists its product as uncharacterized. The record is from RefSeq and is a predicted model, not a curated record. Lineage: Eukaryota; Fungi; Ascomycota; Dothideomycetes; Dothideales; Saccotheciaceae. Gene Ontology annotation, molecular function: protein binding. The transcript has a single exon. Bases 1 to 1563 code for a protein of 520 amino acids.